Molecule: messenger RNA, 2341 nt
Organism: Balaenoptera ricei (Rice's whale)
Lineage: Eukaryota; Metazoa; Chordata; Mammalia; Artiodactyla; Balaenopteridae
Gene: TMEM68
Product: transmembrane protein 68
Exons: 9
Coding region: 321-1313 (330 amino acids)
Cellular component (GO): membrane
Molecular function (GO): acyltransferase activity
Source: RefSeq, a predicted model, not a curated record
AAUAUGUAAGAGCUAAGAUAAAAUCCAGACGUUUAGAAUGGCCCCUAAUAUUUUGGCCGCAUUUACUGGCCCAGAUUUCUCACAGAUAAACGCUAUUGGUUACAAGGAAACUGGACUAAAUCCUCUAACCCUGGAAGAACAAGUCAAUUCUGUGCCCUGCUAAUAUGCCAGUUAUUAGCAAGAUAAUCUUGGCUUCAAGACAACAUAAUACAGACAUUGAAGCUUGGGACAAGAUAUUUAUCUAGUUUCUGUGGCUAAAUUAAAGACCUGCCAUGACGUCAAAGAAAGAGACUGAAUUUGUCAUUUUCACCUAAAGAAAAAUGAUAGACAAAAACCAAACCUGUGGUACGGGACGGGAUUCCAUGCCCUACAUGACUUGUCUGAUCCACGUACUUGAAGAAUGGUUUGGUGUGGAGCAAUUGGAGGACUACUGGAAUUUUGCAAACUAUCUCUUGUGGGUUUUUACACCACUCAUACUUUUAAUACUUCCUUACUUUACUAUCUUUCUUCUCUACCUUACUAUUAUUUUCUUACACAUUUAUAAGAAGAAGAAUGUAUUAAAAGAAGCUUACUCUCAUAAUUUAUGGGACGGUGCCAGGAAGACGGUGGCAACGCUGUGGGAUGGACACGCGGCCGUCUGGCACGGUUAUGAAGUUCAUGGGAUGGAAAAAAUACCAGAAGAAGGACCAGCACUGAUCAUUUUUUAUCAUGGAGCUAUUCCCAUUGAUUUUUACUACUUCAUGGCUAAAAUUUUUAUCCAUAAAGGCAGAACUUGCCGAGUAGUAGCUGAUCACUUUGUUUUUAAAAUUCCAGGGUUUAGUUUAUUACUUGAUGUAUUUUGUGCUAUACAUGGACCAAGAGAAAAAUGUGUUGAAAUUCUGCGGAGUGGUCACUUGUUAGCUAUCUCACCAGGUGGUGUUCGAGAAGCCCUGAUUAGCGAUGAGACCUACAACAUCGUGUGGGGUAAUCGUAAAGGCUUCGCUCAGGUUGCAAUUGAUGCAAAAGUGCCCAUUAUUCCUAUGUUUACACAAAAUAUUCGAGAAGGAUUUAGAUCCCUCGGCGGAACAAGGUUAUUUAGGUGGCUGUAUGAGAAGUUCCGCUAUCCAUUUGCUCCAAUGUACGGAGGUUUUCCAGUGAAGUUACGCACCUAUUUAGGUGACCCCAUUCCAUACGAUCCAAAGAUCACAGCAGAAGAACUAGCUGCAAGGACGAAGGAUGCUGUUCAAGCUUUGAUUGAUAAGCACCAAAGAAUACCCGGAAACGUUAUGAGUGCUUUGCUAGAACGUUUUCAUAACAAACAAAAGAUCAACUAGAAGACUCUUUAAUACAUUUAUAUUAAUAUGUUUGUGUCUGUAAGACUGUCUUCAAAAUUUUGUGGGUUCUAUAAUUAGUAUUUUUUAAAAAAUCAUGUUAAUAAGCAUCUUUCACUGAACUUGUUUAACAUUGUUUUGUCAAUUUUGUUUCUGCGAUCCAUUGUGUCAGAUUUAAACAAUAACUCAUUACAUGCCUAAUUAUUCAGAAAAUGAUCAUGGUUCUUUUUAUAAGUUCCUAAUAAUGUAUCAUAAACAUAGAUUCCUAAAGUUAAGUUUAUUAAUAACAGCAAUGGAGGUUAAACAAACAUUCCUAAAUAAUGCAUCUAGUUUCUGUAUCUCUUGCACUGAGCUAGUUUUGCAAGGUGGCAUAACCUAGGGUUUAGUACAGACACUUCAGUUAGGAAAAAAAAUGCUCUUUCCUCUGCCCCUCAUUCCUUUCAUGACCUUGGGCAAAUCACAUAAUGUUUUUAUGCCUCAACAAUUCAAUUUUUAAAAACAUGCUAAUAUUUUGGUGAGGAAUAUUGUUUUAAAUUCUUUAUAUUUGCUGUGAUUGAUAACUGCAGAACCGAAAUUAUAACUGAAUUAAUUAAACAAUACCAAGAUCUUUUAGAAGUUUAUAUAUAUAUUUUGUCCAUAGGAUGUUUAAAUUAUUCCUUCAGGUAUGAUGUCAAGUUGCCAAGGACAAUGAAAAAGAGGUACUGUUUUUCAAAUUGAGUAAACAGAAAUUAGGGAAAGUAAAAUUUCUAAUUAUUGUUAUUAUUCUUUCUGGUAUUACAUUUUCAAUGAGACUCUGUAGACAAGCCGUACAGGACGUGCUGUGCAUUGUCAGCCCUCUGAUAUGGCAUUUAAUAGUGUCAGGUUAGAAAUCACGGUUGUGCCCUGCAUCUCAUACGUUAGAAGCUGAUUCUAGGCUGAUGAAAGCACAGAGAGAAAGCUCUGCUUUUGCUCAACAUCAUGGCUUAUUCAGCUUGACUUUGCAACCAGUCAGAUGGUUUAUUGUUUCAAUAAAAAUAUACUUGAAUAAUGAA